UAUGCUAUCGCCACGUGAAGAGACGUUUAUAAUUAACUCCUUGGCAAUAUAAGGCAUGCCCGUGGCUGGGUUUUUAACUUCGUGAAGCUCCGACAAACGGACAGCUUGAUGCAAGCUUCAACCACACAGCUUGACGGGACAGGAGUCUUCAAUUGACUUGUUAUCAGUUACAUCAAGGCAUUGCAAUCAUCAAUUGUAUCAGCUCCCCGUGGGUGAUGUAAACGGAUGCGGCCUUCACUUGGAUAUAUACUGUAGUCAGAUAAAUGAUAUUUGAUGAGAGACGCUGCAACGCUGGCCUUUCGGUUAUUGGAGUGAUCCCAUCUAGCAAGUUUGCAAACAUUGAUAAGGAAAUGGACCUGCCAGGCGAAAAGGCUGAGGCAGACGUGAAGUCGGCACCAGAUCCCAUUAAGCUGACCCCAGAGCAAAGACGCGAGAGAGAAGAAUAUCCAACAAUGAAGAAUGGCGUUCGUCAAAACACUGUUGGGAGGGUGUUAUUACACGGCGUACAGAUCAUUUCCUUGGUCAUCGACAACGUCGAGCGGCUGUGCUUGGCGCAGAUAUCUACCACCCUAUUGAAACAAUAUAGUUAUAAUGAGAUUCAUAACCGGAGGGUUGCCUUGGGCAUAACGUGUGUUCAGUGUACCCCCGUACAGCUGGAGAUCCUCCGACGAGCCGGGGCUAUGCCUAUCUCAUCACGAAGAUGCGGCAUGAUUACAAAGAGGGAAGCCGAACGUCUGGUAAAGUCCUUCCUGGAGGAUAUUACGCCACCUAAACUACCAGAAGACUUCGCUUUUACUGUGGAGCAUAAUUGCGGUUGGGGUUGUGAUGGGAAGUUCGUGCCCUCACGGUACAACAGCUCCAGAGCUAAGUGCAUUAAAUGCAACUACUGCAACAUGUUCUUCUCGCCAAAUAAGUUCAUAUUUCACUACCACCGGACCCCUGAAUCAAAAUAUAGCCACCCAGACGCGGCUAAUUUCAAUUCGUGGCGAAGACACCUGACACUCAAGGCUGAACAUGAGAAUGACGACAACCUUCAGCACGUUUGGGAAGAUGUCAAGGCCAUGUUUAAUGGCGGAAGUAGAAAACGGGUCCUGAGCAGCUUUACGAGUAAAUCUGAGCGCAGUAGGUCCUCCCACGGUGUUGACACCCAAUAUCAGAAGAAACAAAAGGUCUCACACAGUCCCACAAGACCCAACUCGCAGCCAGUCCUAAACGCUGGGCAAUUCGGGUACCCUGUGUAUCAGACACAGAGCGCUAGCUACCCAAUGAAGUGUAUAUCUCCACACCCAACCUAUCUAACCUAUCCUUAUAAUAAGCCUCUGUCAACAGCGGAAGUCAAGGGUAAUGUGGCUUCGUGGCCUACUACGACAGAGGCACCGUAUACGUCAUAUGAUCUAUUCUGGAGCAAGCAUCUCCAAACCCCAAGCGAGCAGGAGAAAUUUCUAUAUGGCGUGCAAAGAGGGCUUCAGGAACAGCAAAAGGACCCAGUCUCUCAACGUUCUCCAGAACGACACUACAUUCCCCUUGACUGCAGAAAAACGAGUCUCUUCACUAACGAAAAUACAGAAUCUCGCAUGCAUCCCUAUAUUUCAGCUUUUAAACCCGUUGGUAAAAAGGCUUCAUCACCAAUCGUCAAUUCAAAAAGUCCGGCGAGCGAUUUGGACAACGCCGGCAGUAUCACGCAAAGUGAGACUAGUGAAUGCAAUGACGUUGACAAUGAGAAUUUUGAAAUCGACAUUAUGGAUGAUUCACCAUCCGAGGAAACACAAAAUAAUAAUCGUGAACGAUUAAAAAAUAUUGAAUGCGACAUGUACCGAGAUAAGACUCCUGGUUCUGAUUUUCCGUACGAGCAAGAUGAGAAAAAUAGUAGGGACAGUCCAUUGCCGGAAGUUGUAAGUUGUCAUGGGGUGGAUAUAUCACAUCCCGCAACCAAUGAGGGUGAUGCCAUGGUGAUAGUUACAACGCCGCAAGACGAUGCUAGUUGCCAGAAGUACAAAAUGAUAGAAAAGGAAAUUACCGAAGUUGAAGACGUUCGUGAGACGGACAACUCAGCCGUGCAAAGUGACAAAGACGAUGCAGACACAUAUUUGAACAAGAGCAAAGAUGAGAUUUUGAAGGAAUUGUGUCGACAGGUCAAAACUCGCCGGGACCUUGAAAAAGAAUGCAAACUCAUCCAAGAAUCAUUUCAACAGCAGGUGAAGCGCGAAUCAUCAUAUAGAGAACAGAUGGCGAAACAGUUGCAACUUGUAAGAGAAAACCUCUGCCAUGAAUUGGAUCAAGAACGAAAAGCACGAUAUUCACUUCAACAGAAGCUAAAAGAGGCCCACGAUGCCCUCCAUAACUUCUCGUGUAAGAUGUUAGCCUCACGGCAGUGUGCUGAAUGCAGCUUCAAAGACCAGCUUCUCCCUCGAUAAAGCGAUGACUCCGGAAAGAAAUAACUAGACUUUCGUCUGUGCUUGCGCGUACUGCUACUAGGGACAAGGAGGAAGUUUGAUGUGUAAUAUGUUGGUUAUUCAUUUGGAAAAUACGCUUCGAUCUAGCAAUAAUUGCACUUCUCUAAACAGGACAAAAAAACUUGCUAGAACUGUUAUAAAUCGAACACUGUAUCACAAGCCAACAAUACAAUAAAGGCAUUUUCAAAACAAAGUUCAGCUUGUACCACGGUGGUGAUUCAAAUUUUACUGUACGAGAGGUAGAACAAAAAGACGAUAUUUUUCUAAUGGGUAUACGUCUCCAUAUACAUAUAUGUAAAUAUGAAGUCGGCCUUGACCAUCUUCCAAAGAAUGCAUAAUGCCCAAAACAUCUACAUGUCUCACUCCACAGUUUCAUUAGAUCAAUCAGACGUGACGUCAAACCAGUGCCUAGUGUGACGCACAAGGAGUCCAAACUACUGGCACCAGAUACCCAAACCUUCACAUAUUUAUGGAGGGAAAGUCCCAGGUACAUUUAUUAACUUGUUUCAAUAUCAGUAGUUGGAGCCACAUUUGCAUCCUCCGGCACAUAAGCUAACUAUGAUGAGGUAGCCAGGCAAUUUAAUGCACUUUUAAAUGUUAGAAAGAAAUCCGCGGUCAAAACAGCGUAAAUCAGUCUAUUCGUCCGUUGAAUGGAUAACACGUGUUUAAAGUGGACGUCAAACCAGCGCCUGGUGUGACCAGCAGGGAAUCACCCAGAUGUAUGCUGAGACCAAACUACUCGCACCAGAUACCCAUACAUGCAAAUUUCUAUCGAAGCAGUGUCCCAAUGAUACGGUGACUGAGAAAGGACAUCGAAUUUUUUUUUUUCUUGGCGGGACGACAUUUUGGGCCAAAUUAAUAAAAAGUAGUAUUUCCUUGGGAGCAAAUCCUUAAAGUAGAAGCUGUAUUUGCUAAAAGUAGAAGAUUAUGCUUGUUUUCGUAUGAAUAAUGUGGACCUUUCACUGCAAAUGCUUUGGAAAACAUCUUCAAGCAAAUGCUUUAAGGUCAUUACCGAUGUCAUAUUUCUUAUGAAUGGCCUGUGCUGGUAAUCUAUUUCACCUUGUGGUUUUGGUCUUAAUAUACAGAAGAGGUCAAGCAUCCUGAACUUCAGGGCCGUUCACUUGGCACCUAUGACCAAGUUUUUUUAGUUAUGUGUGUGGGAGAGGAGCACACAACUGACCCUGGUAUGUUGGCGAAAGUGCUUGUGUUCUGUCCUCAUUGACACACUCUCUCGCGUCAUCAUCAUCCGACUAAUCGGUCAUUUAACUGGUGAAGUCCUGCAUCCGUUAAUAAUUUGCCCCGUUAUACAUCGUAGCUCACACGACAGGUGUGAGUCUAAUGGUUAUGUGUAUGUACAUAAUUCCAUAUGUCCAUAAAUCUGAAAUCAUUUUGUUCGAUCGCCCAUGACAAUUCUAGUUCCGGUAAUUUCGUGCAUGGCUACCGUCCCUCCCAUCCCUCUAAAUGCUUCAACGAGAGAAUGCACCGAAAUUACACCGAAUUACUGCCUAUGCCAGCCUUUACAAAAUUGGGAGGAUAAGGAAAUACCUAGAUCGUCACUCAGUAGUAAGGCUUGUGCACGCAUUGGUUGUCUCCCGACUAGACACUAACAAUGCCAUACUCUAUGGUCUACCGGAUAAGACCCUGGCUCCUCUGCAACGUGUGCUAAAUUUCGCUGCUAGGCUUGUUUGUCGCCGCAGGAAAUUUGACAGCAUCACCCCACUGCUCAACGAGCUCCAUUGGCUUCCUGUCAAGGCAAGAGUCAUUUACAAAAUUCUGACUCUUGUACACACGACAGUAGUGAGCAGUGGGGGUCCGAUGUACCUAUCAGAUUUGCUGGUGGCGACAAGCGGUUGUACGAGGUCCACCACGUUCAUGGCGCUGAAAAUCCGAAGAACUAAGUCCAGGUAUGGUGACCGCAGCUUCUCAUGCGAGCCCAUACCUGUGGAACAAACUUCCUUUUUCCAUCAGAUCUCUGCCAGAAACAGCAUUUAAGAGGCAACU
Molecule: messenger RNA, 4454 nt
Organism: Lineus longissimus
Lineage: Eukaryota; Metazoa; Nemertea; Pilidiophora; Heteronemertea; Lineidae
Product: SKI family transcriptional corepressor 1-like
Exons: 8
Coding region: 264-2414 (716 amino acids)
Biological process (GO): negative regulation of BMP signaling pathway; negative regulation of transcription by RNA polymerase II
Cellular component (GO): transcription regulator complex; nucleus
Molecular function (GO): SMAD binding; RNA polymerase II cis-regulatory region sequence-specific DNA binding; DNA-binding transcription factor activity, RNA polymerase II-specific
Source: RefSeq, a predicted model, not a curated record